Molecule: messenger RNA, 1399 nt
Organism: Schizophyllum commune H4-8
Lineage: Eukaryota; Fungi; Basidiomycota; Agaricomycetes; Agaricales; Schizophyllaceae
Exons: 3
Coding region: 14-1006 (330 amino acids)
Source: RefSeq, a predicted model, not a curated record
CUCUUUUUGAGAGAUGCUGCUCUUUCUCACUUCCCGCAUCAUAAGUGCUGUGGCGGCGUUUCUGUACCCGGGCUACGCGUCGUAUAAGACCCUGAGCCAGCGGCCUGCGUCGGAGGAGGAGCUUGAGCGAUGGCUCAUGUACUGGUCUGUGCUUGGGUGUAUUGUCGCCACUGAAUACAUCGCCGAAUGGCUUAUAUCAUGGAUCCCCUUCUACUACGGCAUCAAGACCAUAUUCCUCCUCUACCUCUCCCUCCCGCAGACGCGCGGCGCGUCCUACAUCUACGAGCAGCACCUCCAGCCCUUCUUCCACACGCACGAGGGCCAGAUCGACGCCGCGAUCGCCUCGUUCCGCGCGCGUGUCUACGCUUUCGCGCAGGACCGCGUCCGCGCGCUCUGGGGCCAGGUCGCCGUCGCCAUGGGCCAGCCGCCGCCGCAGGACCAGCUCGGCGAGAACCCCACCGCCGGCGCCAACACCGGCGCGCCGCCCACCCUGGCGGACCCCGUGUCGGGCCCCGCUGCGCUCAUUGGCUCGCUGUGGAGCUCGUAUGGGCCGAGCAUCGUCGCCUCGGGCGCGGCGCUCCUCACGCAAGCGAAUCGCCCGCCUGCCCCUGCGCCGAGCAGGCCGCCCGCGGCGCCUCGAGGCGGAGCUGCCGGCGGGUCCACGCAAUCGGUGCUCGAGCGCCGAAGGCAAUUGGAGGCCGAAUUGGCAGCACUGCAAGCACGCGGAGAGGACGAGUACGUACCGACGUCGCUGACGCCGGCCGCGGGGAGCUCAUAUUCGCCCAGGGCGGGCGCGAGCAGCCCGGGAUCCGAGGGCUCGAUACGCGAGCGGACGACGUCGAUGUCUAGGGGCUUUGAGGAGGUCGAGGUGCCGAGCGACGUCGAAGGCUACGAUGUGGGGGGCGGGGAAGAGGGCUCCGGUCAACCGAUGCAGCGGCGCUCAAGCUCUUGGUUCGGGUGGGGCGGCGCGAAUGCGGCAGGAUACGAGCGCGUGAAGAGCGAGUAGAGGCUGCUCGUCGCCGAUGAGGAGGAUGAUCUCCUGAAGGGUCAGGAGGACGGACCCGUGGUUGAUGAGCGGGGCUGAGGAUGAACGAGGCUGAGGCUAUGAAGGGCAAACAGGCCGAACCCGGGAGGAGCGGACAGUCCGGGGAUCUGAGGACGAUCCGGAUGAGCUCACGAAAGAGCAGGCGAGCGAUUCUCUUGGACAGAGGAUUGGCAGAGCUCACACAGAGCGGGCGGACCACUGUCAACUGCCAUCUACAGAAAAACGACCCGCCAUAUACAGAAGGACUCACAGGUCAUCUAACUUCGACCUACUUACCCUAUACGUUGUCACGACAUUGCAUUGCAUCUCCCAUGUGUAUAUUAUCACGGAAUGGUCACGGUUUACUCUCUUUCA